AGCGACUCCUUUACCCGGAAGAUUUCCACUGUGCUGCUCCGCAGUGUAGCCGAAUCUGUUAGCUGACAGAUAAAUAUUAAUGUAGAUUUAAUAUAUAUAUAUAUAUUUUUUCCGGUCUGUUUUAAAGGACUGGAGUUCGGGCUGGAGUAGCGCGUGUUCAGACUGAGAUUUGACUGGCCCUCUGUCCUGUACUGGCUGAAAAUCUGCUUUGUGGAAAUAAUGUUUGAUUGAUUACAGAACCAGACCCAGUCAUGGACAAAGAUGUUAAGCCGGAUAUUACUGCUGCCAUGGUUGGAGGGCCCACUAUUGGUAGUCUGGCAGCGCAGAACAGAUCUGAAGAUGAGGAGUCUAUGGGAGUGAAGGAUGUAAAACGGGCGGCACCUCAAGCGUUCAGUGGGGGUGGGCUGGUUCCCAAACGACGCAGCUCCUCCAGAUCAAUCAAGAGGAAGAAGUUUGAUGAUGAGCUGGUCGAGAGCAGCCUGGCUAAAUCUUCUACAAGAGUGAAGGGACAGCCCGUUAUAGAGCCAAUCAGAUGCCCUGGGACUGAGCCAUCGUCCAGUGAGAAAAAGAAGAUUUCAAAGUCCACAACAUCAUUAACUCCCCCACUUACCAUGGUGAUCGCCCCAUCUCCAAUUACCAAACGAGUGAAGAAGAGUAAGCAGCCACUUCAGAUCACUAAAGACCUCGGCCGCUGGAAACCCACAGAUGACCUGCUGCUCAUUAAUGCAGUUCUACAGACUACUGACCUCACGUCUGUUCACCUGGGAGUAAAGUUCAGCUGUCGCUUCACACUCCGAGAGAUUCAGGAGCGAUGGUACGCUUUACUCUACGACCCUGUCAUAUCAAAGCUGGCUUGGCAGGCAAUGAGACAGCUCCACCCAGAGGCUAUCGCUGCAAUCCAGAGCAAAGCUCUGUUCAGUCAGGCUGAAGAGGCUCUGCUGUCUAAGAUUAGCUCAAACAGUCAGCCUAAACUGGAGGUGUUCCAGGACUUGCUAAACAAGAACCCCAGUGUGUUCUACCCAUCCCGUACCGCCAAGAGUUUACUAGUGCACUGGCAGCUGCUUAAACAGUACUACCUGCUGGACGACCAGAGUGUUCAACCUCUUCCCAAAGCAGACCAGGUUCUUAACUUCUCGGAUGCUGAGCAGAUGGUUGAUGAUACCAAGCUAAAAGAAAGCAGAGACGAGGUAUUGGAGCAUGAGCUGAUGGUUGCGGACCGGCACCAGAAGAGGGAGAUAAAGCAGCUGGAACAGGAGCUUCCACGCUGGCAAGUCUUGGUAGACAGCAUCACUGGUAUGAACUCCCCUGAUUUUGAUAACCAGACCCUGGCAGCAUUAAGAGGGCGCAUGGUCCGAUACCUGAUGCGAUCUCGAGAGAUCACCCUUGGCCGUGCUACCAAGGACAAACAGAUAGAUGUGGAUCUGUCUUUAGAGGGACCAGCAUGGAAGAUUUCCAGACAGCAGGGGGUCAUCAAACUCAAAAACAAUGGCGAUUUCUUCAUUGCAAAUGAAGGCCGAAGACCGAUCUACAUUGAUGGCAGACCCGUCCUGUCCGGCAACAAAUGGAAGCUUAACAACAAUUCUGUGUUGGAGAUUGCAGGUCUUCGUUUUGUGUUCCUCAUCAAUCAGGAACUGAUCUCCCUCAUCAAAGCAGAGACAGCCAAGAUGAACCAGCAGUGAACUGUGAAAAGAAACAUGACGUACUUGUCUGUGUUUGCUCACUCUGAUGAAACAGUAAGCUGAAGGCCUUUAGUAAUCAGUGAGCCAUCAGUACUGAACUAAGCUGCGUUUCUCAUCAGAAGAACAGACCUCUGGCGGUGUCGACGGUCCUGUAGAUAAAUGUGUACAAAGGGACCAGUUAUAACAGGAGCUCAAAGGGCCCUUUGAGCACUUAGUAGAAGAGAGGUUCAUCCAAUUACAUGAGAACGCUUUACGCACAAUGUGGAGGCCUCUCAGAGACCAGGCCAGUGUGCAGGGAGGCUUGGACUAAAGACCCGGUUGUACUUAAAUUCACAUUACAAUAAACUCACUAUUCCUUGAGAUGCACUAACAUACUACAGAACCUGUUCCUCAUAUUAAGUAAACAAAUCCGUUCUGAACUGUUCUCUCAGAGUGGCAAUGUCCUUUUGAAUAUGUGCCAAUUUACUUGUCUAAACUCUGAUGUAAUCGUUUAACUGUUUUAUUCUAUAAAGAAUAAAAGAACAUAUUAUUCACAAAUACAAAAUGAACAGUAAAAAAGGCACAAAAAAAAACGUAUGUUGCAGUCUGAGAUUUGAGCACUGCAGUGACACUGGCAUGGUGGCAGAGGGUUAGUGUGUGUUGGGCUGGUAUGAGUGUAUCAUACACCUAAAAAAAAAAGGGAUCUUAUUUCCUCAGUGUUCACGCACUCGUCACUGUAUGAGACACUCUUACCUAGCUGUUCCACCAUGUAGAUAAGGACUGCAGUGCUGAGAAUAACCCAACACCCAAAUAAUGGUGGUUCUGUGGUGUCCUGACCAUUAAAGAUCAGGGAAAAUGGAGGUUUAUACAGUAUGCAGACAAACAGCAGGUACAUGCAUACAUACUGUAUAUGAUUGUGUUGUUUUGACCACUGUUGUAAAUUUGAAAGCAAGUAGUAAAUCUGAAUAUGUUUUUCUGUAUUAUUUGGGUUCUACAAAAAUACAUUUAAAAAAGGUCUUAUCACUGAAGAUGGAAAACAUUUUGUGUCCUGUGGAUUAUUACAGAAUAAUACAUCGAAAA
Messenger RNA from Astyanax mexicanus (Mexican tetra), 2738 nucleotides. RefSeq names its product microspherule protein 1 (gene mcrs1). Gene Ontology annotation, cellular component: Ino80 complex; NSL complex; MLL1 complex. The transcript is spliced from 15 exons. The record is from RefSeq and is a predicted model, not a curated record. Gene Ontology annotation, biological process: positive regulation of transcription by RNA polymerase II. Gene Ontology annotation, molecular function: G-quadruplex RNA binding; protein binding. Lineage: Eukaryota; Metazoa; Chordata; Actinopteri; Characiformes; Acestrorhamphidae. Bases 252 to 1679 code for a protein of 475 amino acids.